Cajanus cajan (pigeon pea) is the source of this 1690-nucleotide messenger RNA. RefSeq names its product Peptidase family M48 family protein. Gene Ontology annotation, molecular function: metalloendopeptidase activity. The record is from RefSeq and is a predicted model, not a curated record. Lineage: Eukaryota; Viridiplantae; Streptophyta; Magnoliopsida; Fabales; Fabaceae. Gene Ontology annotation, cellular component: membrane.
AAUAAGAAUUCCUUUUUCUCCCACUUUACGUUUUCCUCUGAUACUCUCUCUUUCACGUGUGGGUGUGGCUUUGCUCUAACAGCAUUCAUCUAUCUUGAGGCUCCGAUUCACCACAGGCCCUGAUUUUUGAAUCGCUCCAGAAUUUGAAGUUUCCCAUUUGUUUUUUUUUUUUUGUUUUUUGUUUUUUGUUUUUGGGGUUUUGAUUCGGCGUUUUCAAGAUCAUGAGGUGGUACAGAAGGGGAAAGCUCGCUCUCGAUCAUUUUCACAGCUUGGCUUCGAGGGUUGCGCCUCAAAAACCAAUUUUUCAGCGUAGUUCGAGGAUUUGCCCAUCUGGGUAUGUGGAUUCAGGUUCAAAGGGAGCUAGCUUUAAUGGGUUCUCUACGUUUUGUUCAAUUUCUAAGAGAUUAGGCAUACAAGGUGUUGUUGGAGUUACCAGGAACCAUCGCAACCCAUCUCUUUGUGGGGCUAAGAGAUUUUACUAUGUGGAUCCUCAAAAUGUGCACCAUUUCAAGCCAAGAGGGCCAAAGCGUUGGUUUCAGAAUCCUAGGCAUGUUUUCAUUGUUGUGAUGGUUGGUUCAGGGGUUUUUGUCACUGUGUAUUUUGGGAACUUGGAAACAGUUCCUUACACCAAGCGAACCCAUUUGAUUCUGUUGUCGAAAGCCAUGGAGAGGAAGGUUGGGGAGAGCCAGUUUGAGAAGAUGAAGGUUGCUUUUAAGGGGAAGAUAUUGCCUCCUAUACAUCCUGAAAGUGUGAGGGUGACCAUGAUAGCGAAGGAUAUAAUCGAUGCAUUGCAGAGAGGGUUGAGAAAGGAGCAGGUUUGGAGUGAUUUGGGGUAUGCAUCGGAGAACGUUGGGCUGGUCGAAGGAGAUGGAAGGGAGACACUGAAUGCAUUGGCUGGGAGUGAACAGAAGCUUGAAGGGAUUUGGCACAAGGAGGAUGAGAUUCUUGAUGACAAAUGGGUUCAGCAAAGCAGGAAAAAGGGUCAGGAAAGAGGGUCACAGGCUGCUACAUCGCACUUGGAUGGAUUGAAUUGGGAAAUUUUGGUGGUAAAUGAGCCUGUUAUUAAUGCCUGCUGCUUACCUGGUGGGAAGAUAGUUGUGUUCACUGGUUUGUUAGAGCAUUUCAAUAGUGAUGCAGAGAUAGCAACUAUUAUUGGACAUGAGGUUGGGCAUGCUGUGGCAAGACACAGUGCAGAGGGGAUUACAAAGAACUUGUGGUUCGCAAUUCUACAGUUGAUACUUUAUCAAUUUGUCACACCUGAUAUUGUCAACACAAUGUCAUCCCUUUUCUUGCACCUACCUUUCUCCCGGAGGAUGGAAUUAGAAGCUGAUUACAUUGGGCUGCUGUUAAUUGCAUCAGCUGGCUAUGAUCCCCGGGUGGCACCCAAAGUGUAUGAGAAAUUGGGAAAAAUCUCAGGUGAUUCUACCCUUAGGGAUUAUCUCUCUACUCAUCCUUCUGGAAGAAAAAGAGCAGAAUUGCUGGCCCAAGCUAAGAUAAUGGAAGAAGCAUUUACUAUAUAUAAAGAUGUAAGAGCCGGACGUGGGGUUGAAGGUUUUCUUUAGGAUUUCACGAUCACCACUAGUAACUUUUUGUUACUUAAAUGGAAGAUUUUAGUUAAUAUAAGCUUCAAUGGGAGAUUUUGUUUGAUAUAAAAGCAUGUACGUUUGUGAAAAAAAAGAAAAAACUGCUC